This is a messenger RNA of Sciurus carolinensis (gray squirrel), 4585 nucleotides long. It is a transcript of the gene Dennd6b, whose product is annotated as DENN domain containing 6B. Bases 760 to 2226 code for a protein of 488 amino acids. NCBI's taxonomy places the organism in Eukaryota, Metazoa, Chordata, Mammalia, Rodentia, Sciuridae. Gene Ontology annotation, cellular component: recycling endosome. The record is from RefSeq and is a predicted model, not a curated record. Gene Ontology annotation, molecular function: guanyl-nucleotide exchange factor activity. The transcript is spliced from 20 exons.
GUCUCACUACGUUUCCCAGCCUGGCCUCUGAUCCUCCUGUCUCAGCCUCCUGAGGAGCUGGGAUUACAGGAGUGUACCACUGCACCCAGUCAGGGCCCCUGCCUUUUGAGCAUCCUACAGGGAAACCUACUCUGAUCUUGCCAGUGCCUGAGCUGCUGGACCUGGCUCCUGCCUAUACCUGCACAGCCUGCUGCCUCCAGGGCACACCCUGUGUCUACAGCAUUCAAAGCUUAUUUAGUCCGUCCAUUUUUUGGGGCAUAGGACUUGUCCAGCUCAUCACUCAUAGGUGGGGCAUAGGCCCAGGUUGGGGAGAGCAGGUGAAGAUGAUUGGUUGGGUGGGUAGAGAGGGCCUAGCAGGAAACUGCCAUCAUGGGGUGGGUUGCUGCUGGGUCAGAUGACUUCUGAGCAAACCCAAGAAGAGGUGGCAGGGCCUGAGGCCUGAGACACUGGCCUGGGGCAGUGCUGAGGGAGGUGGAAGACUAGCAAGUCAGCUCCAGACAAGUGAGCUCUAAAACUGCCCUCCUGGUGCUAUGGAAAACCAGCUCAGAGCUGGGAGAAGCAGGGAGGCCCCACCGCGGUCUGAGCAGGAGGAAUGAACUGAUCCAGUUGUGCUGGCCUCAUGCCGAGGGACCCAGGAAGUAGACGCUGGUAUACCCCAGCGACUUCCAGCUCACAGACAAGGAGAAAAGCAGCAUCUGCUACCUGUCAUUUCCUGACUCCCACUCAGGCUGCCUUGGGGAUACUCAGUUCAGCUUCCGGAUGCGCCAGUGUGGAGGGCAGAGGAGCCCCUGGCAUGCAGAUGACAGGCCCUACAAUGGAGGGGCCCCCGUGGCACUGCAGAGGGAGCCAGCACACUACCUUGGCUACGUGUACUUCAGGCAGGUGAAGGACAGCUCUGUGAGGAGGGGCUACUUCCAGAAGUCUUUGGUACUGGUGUCCCGCCUGCCUUUUGUCCGGCUGUUCCAGUCCCUGCUGAGCCUGAUUGCCCCUGAGUACUUUGACAAACUGGCUCCCUGCCUGGAAGCAGUUUGUAAUGAGAUUGACCAAUGGCCAGCCCCCGUGCCUGGGCAGACCCUGAACCUACCUGUCAUGGGAGUCGUCAUCCAGGUGCGCAUCCCAUCCCGGGUGGACAAACUGGAAUCCAAGCCUCCAAAGCCAUGUGACCAAGAGAACCUGCUGCCGGCCCCAGUGGUCCUUUCCAGUGUCCAUGAGUUAGACCUGUUCAGGUGCUUCCAGCCUGUGCUGACCCACGUGCAGACGCUGUGGGAGCUUAUGCUUCUUGGGGAACCCUUGGUGGUCCUGGCACCUUCACCUGACGUGUCCUCAGAGAUGGUACUGGCCCUGACCAGCUGCCUGCAGCCCCUCAAGUUCUGCUGCGACUUCCGCCCCUACUUCACCAUCCACGACAGCGAGUUCAAGGAGCUCACCACACGCACCCAAGCCCCACCAAACGUGGUCCUGGGAGUCACAAACCCUUUCUUUAUCAAAACACUCCAGCACUGGCCCCAUGUUCUCCGAAUCGGGGAGCCCAAGAUGUCAGGGGACCUUCCUAAGCAGGUCAAGCUGAAAAAGCCCUCAAGACUGAAGACUCUCGACACCAAGCCAGGCCUCUACACCUCGUACACAGCCCACCUGCACCGGGACAAGUCACUGCUCAAACGGCUGCUCAAGGGUGUACAGAAGAAGCGGCCGUGGGACGUGCAGAGCGCCCUGCUGAGGCAGCACCUCCUGGAGCUCACACAGAGCUUCAUCAUCCCCCUGGAACACUACAUGGCCAGCCUCAUGCCACUGCAGAAGAGCAUCACACCCUGGAAGACCCCUCCCCAGAUCCGCCCCUUCCGUCAGGAGGACUUCCUGCGCAGCCUGGAGCAUGCAGGACCCCAGCUCACCUGCAUCCUCAAGGGCGACUGGCUGGGCCUCUACAGGCGGUUUUUCAAGUCACCCCAUUUUGACGGCUGGUACCGGCAGCGGCACAAAGAGAUGGCCCAGAGAUUGGAAGCGUUGCACCUGGAGGCGAUUUGUGAGGCGAACAUCGAGACCUGGAUGCAGGACAAGUCGGAGGUGGAAGUGGUGGACCUGGUCCUGAAACUUCGGGAGAAGCUGGUGCGGGCACAGAGCCACCAGCUACCUGUGAAGGAGGCGACAUUACAGCGGGCCCAGCUCUACAUUGAGACGGUCAUCGGCUCCCUGCCCAAGGACCUGCAGGCUGUCCUGUGCCCUCCCUAGGACAGGACCUGGCUGCCAAGCCCCCUCCACCCUCGGUGGCCCUCAGCCAAGCCUGAGCUCCCAGCCUGGCCCCUUCCCAGGCUGCGGCCCCUACUCACACCACCUUUUUCCCGGCAGUAAACGCGACAUUUGGAGCCACAGCCUGGUCCCUGACUUGGGGGAUUGUGUGCUGGCAAAGGCUUGCCCCCUCCUGGGCCCCACCUGCCCUCCACGGGCCGCGGCCAGAGGGAAGGGAGAGGGGGAUUGAGAUGUGGGCGCACCCACUGCCCACCUCUCCUGGUGCCCAUCUGCCCACACCAUGUUCGAGGUGCCCUUUAACCUCAGCAGGCUGCCAUGCCUAGGACGGUGGUGGGCCUCUCCCCUCACCACCUGUCCACCCCUGCCCUGUCUGGGGACAAGAAGGGCACCUUGCCCACAGUCAGCCACUUGAGGGCAGAGGUUGUUUUGUCAUUUGAGGACCUGUCCCCUGCCUGCCUGGGGCUGUGGUUUACUGGGGUGUGGGAAUCAAGGGAAGUGGGGGCCCGGCUCACGGGACCCCAGCACAGCUCCGGCUUCCUCUCCUGAAGCACCCCACUGGGGGCUGGACGCAGCUCAGUAAUAGGCCAGCUGCCUAGCACGCGCGAGGCCUGGGUUCCUGCCAACCUCAAAGACAAGGAACAGAACACCCCAGGGGUCCGACUCCGUGCUCCACCCAGGCACCUAACAGCAGCGUGCCCAGCUGGCCCUUGUGUCCACCCCUGCCACAGAGUCUGAGGGCUUUGGGCUCCAGCCUGCCCUUGCCGGGUACAGCUGACCUCCUUGGCAGAGGUGAGGUUACCUCCACGGUGCCUUUCUGAGGCCCCACCCCUGCGUCUUGGUACUCCCUUCACGCACCACCGCCAGACCUGGUCGGGUGAGGAGCAGCGUCUCACUGCCCAGCACAGGGUGGCAGCACCAUCAGGGACCCAGGGAGGAAAUGCACUGAGGUGUGAACCCAGAGCUUCAGCCAAGUCUCAGUUGGGCAUCACUUACUAGGAGCCUGUGGUGGGUCUCCUGACCACUCAGAACUUCAGUGUCCUUAUCAGAGAAACUAGAUUAUGUAGAUGCCUCACAGGGCAGCUGCUGGGAGGCCCUGUCCACAGGCUCUGCCCUGUGAGGCCCCAAAGGGGCACUGGUAGAAUAAGCAGGUGUAGGACUGGGGGAAGGGAUUUUGCUUCUUUUCUGAAGCCCCAGGCAGCUCAACUGUAAUGAAUCCUGGGUUCUUUGGUACCUUCUGGAUCAGGUCCUCCUUUGAGGCCAGGGUAGAUUGCGCACCACCUGACCUUCCCUGCUGGGCUUAGCUCAGUCCCCACAUGACAGGGUGUUGGUCCAGUUUUCAUGAGUGCCAGCAGUGUUUGCAUUAACAUCCACCCCUGAACACAGCCACUGUGGCCAUUUUAUAGAUAAGAAAACUGAGGCACAGGAGGGACGAUGAUCGAUGAUGGUGGGUAAGUGAGCUAGGUCACUCCAGGGUAGGGUCAGAGGAUAUGAAUGUAGGUGGGCAGAAUUGGAGACCCCAGAGUGACACCAGCCCCCAGUGCAGCUCCAGGCAGUAUACCCCUAACUAUGUGGCAUGGGGAUGCCAGCCUCCCUACUGAAGGCCUGGUCUCUAAGGGGUUUUCAGAGAUGCUGGUGCCUUCCUAUGUGACCAGCUGCAAUGCUGACCUCCACAAGAUAGGACUGAGCAGACAGUAGAGGUUUUGCUAUCAGGGCCUGCUUCAAAGCCAGGUGCAGUGGGCACAUGCCUUUCAUCCCAGCUGCUCAGGAGGCUGAGGCAGGAGGAUCACAAGUUGGAGGCCAACCCUAGCAACCUAGACCCUGUCUCAAAAUAAACUUUUUUAAAAAAGAACUCAGAAUGUAACUCGGUGCUAGAGUGUUUUCCUAGCAUGUGUGAUACCCUGUAUCUCACACACAUGCACACAAUGAAAACCUGGCUUCAGUGUGCCCAGUUCAAGAUGGCCCAAUGCUGGGUCUGAGCAGCUGGGUCCUGCCAGCUCCAUACUGUUUUGCUGCCUCCUGCUCUCCCAGGGUGGCUGAGCUGUCUGAAUGGCUCAGCCUUUGUCCCAGGCAGUGUCCUGGACCUGCCCUGCCUCCAUACCAGGCCAAAGGCAUACCCUGGAGGUGGAGGAAGGCCUCUGGAGGGGUAGGAGCUCCAGUCCAAAAAGUUGGAGAGGGCUCUGUGCAGGCCUGUGGGGAGGGAUUGGGGAAGUCAUGCUGCAGGGCUGCUCCAGGGACAGACAGGAAGGAUGGCUCUUUACCCUCCAGCUUCCUGUAUUCUAUUUCAAGAUGCCCUCAGUCUGGAUAGUGGCCUUUCCACGUCUUUGGUAUUAAAAUGACCUUU